AUGAAUCAAAUUUCUAAGCAUCACGCAGAUGCCCAGCUGCUCCACGCGAAUGAUAAGGAAACGGUGUACAUAGCUCGGCGUCUCGUAGAUGAUACUUUUGUACUUGUGAAAGAUAUUGACCUGCACGAGUUGGACUCUGUCGAUAGAACUGAAAUUCUUGCGUUUUACGACAGGUUUUCAUCUCUUGACACAGAAUCGGUUGUAAAAAUACAUAGGAUCUGGCCAAGAAAAGAGGAUAGACUUCUUGUUGAAACAGAGUAUCUCCAGGGUGAGAACCUCUCAGCAUUGUUAGAUAGGCAUAUUAAGCAGCAAAAUCCAGUGGAGGAGGAGGAAAUUUGGAGCAUAGCUAGGUCCGUGGCGGAUGCUUUGGCACAUCUUCAUUCGAAAUUCAAUCCCAUGGGGCCACUAGUUUACAAGGCCCUUAGGCCAGAAAACAUCCUUAUCGCAGGUAUUGGUGUUUACAAAUUGUGCGACUGCUGGUGUGGUGGCAUAUCUAUGAGUGCUACAAUAGAUGAGACUAAUCAAGAUUGGAUAUAUUCAGCCGGCAAUUUGUAUAGAGCUCCAGAGCAGAUGAGUUCAAAGACCCAUACCACCAAGACAGACAUCUGGUCGUUUGGCUCUCUACUAUUACAUCUCUGCAAACCAGACCUACUUAUCAAUCAACAAAACGAAUCUUUAGAUUUUCAACACGUCAAUCUUUCGGAGUACUCUAUAAACCUGACUAAUAUGAUAGGUAAGUGCUUACUCUCUGACCCACAGAGCCGGCCUUCUGCAGCUGAGCUGCUUCUGCAUAUUCAAUAUCUUUGCCAAAAUAAUACGAUAUGCACGAGAGAGUCUGCAAUCUCCAACAAAUCGAUAUCUGCACCUCUUCAGAUAAGCUUUGGACGCUACAACGAUUGGAAAACACCAGGAAAUCUGGUCCAGGUGAUGCCGCGCAUGGGAAUAGAGGUUGAUGCUCCUACCCCACUAAUGUUAGCAGCAGAGAAAGGAAAUGUAGAUCAACUGACAGAGUAUAUAUCUGAAGCGGGCAAAACAGAUUGGCAAGGCACCGCUCUCAUCAAAGCUGCACGCAAAGGACAUGUGGAGUGUGUUUCAGCUUUGCUCUCAGAGUUGGGCAUCCAAAGCAGACGAGGCUGGACAGCACUUCAGGAUGCAGCAUAUUCUGGCCAGAAGGCAUGCAUUCCUCUGCUCAUGCUUGAGGCGUGCAUCCAGAGGCCAGACGGGCAUACGGCACUAAUGGGAGCAGCUAGAAAUGGACACCAAGACUGCGUGAAGCUCUUACGGAAUAGGGAAAUGCGGAUGACUACAACAUCCGGUCGCACGGCGUUAAUGUACGCAGCGGAGAACAACCAUCCACAAUGUGUCAGACUUCUUUUGGAUGAGGCAGGAAUGCAGGAUAUCUCAGGGAACACAGCACUUAUUCUCGCCACUCUAGAGGGGAAUGUAGAAUGCGUUGCACUCUUGGCCAUGUACGAGGCAAUCCUUUCUAAUGCUGAAGGAGAGACGGCCCUACAAUUGCUGGAGAAAAGAUUGAAAUGUUCUCGGACGCCUCUUUCAGAGAAGUUUAGUAUGUGCAUAGAUAAGCUUUUGCUAAAGGGGAGCUAUAGCUAA
Giardia duodenalis is the source of this 1611-nucleotide messenger RNA. RefSeq names its product Kinase, NEK. NCBI's taxonomy places the organism in Eukaryota, Fornicata, Diplomonadida, Hexamitidae. The transcript has a single exon. Gene Ontology annotation, molecular function: protein binding; ATP binding; protein kinase activity. Gene Ontology annotation, biological process: protein phosphorylation. Bases 1 to 1611 code for a protein of 536 amino acids. The record is from RefSeq and is a predicted model, not a curated record.